Linum trigynum is the source of this 1716-nucleotide messenger RNA. The record is from the annotation of a GenBank genome assembly. NCBI's taxonomy places the organism in Eukaryota, Viridiplantae, Streptophyta, Magnoliopsida, Malpighiales, Linaceae.
GUCGUUUGCUCCGUCUGGCUUUCUUAUACAGGAUUCGAGGACGGGGAGGCUGAUCGGAAGGGGGAGUAAGCGAGGCCGACUUUUUCAUCUGGACGAGUUACAUGGGAAUUUUCCGUCUUCUAUAGUUCGUGAGUCUAUUCAUAGGUCUGUCAGUAGUCCCUUGUUGUCGAAUUCUUGUUUAGCUGUUUCGAGUCAUUCAAAUAAGCAGUGGGAUCUUUGGCAUGCCCGUUUGGGGCACCCUCAUUCUGCUCGUCUUUCUGCAAUGUUUAAAAGGUCUUUGCUCGGUCAAACUAGUGUCAGUAUUCCCGAAUUUCACUCCUGUACAAGCUGUGUUGAAGCUAAAACUGCUAGUAUUUCAUAUCCUUUGAGUAUACUGGUAUUCAUGAACCUUUCCAUAUCAUCCACACCGAUCUUUGGGGACAUGCACCCGUAGUUUCUCGACAAGGCUUUCGUUAUUUCGCACUUUUUGUUGAUCACGCUACUCGUUACACCUGGAUUUAUCUUCUUCGCUUAAAAUCUGACCUCUGUUCUGUGGCGAUUGAAUUUCUGAACAUGAUUCAAACUCAAUUUGGAAAAUCUAUUAAAAUCAUUCGGUCCGAUCCUGGCGGAGAGUUUAGCUCUUUUCCUUUGCGUGAGGUCUAUCGUUCACGUGGAAUUUUGAGUCAAAAAUCCUGUCCUGGAGUUUCACAACAAAAUGGUCUUGUAGAGCGUAAAAAUCGUCAUGUCGUCGAGCUUACUCGUGUCUUAUUGUUAGCCUCAGCGGUUCCUGGGCGUUUCUGGCCAGAAGUCGUGGUCACUGCAGUCCGGUUGAUAAACUACCAGCUCACUCCGGUUCUUGGUAAUGAGAGUCCUUUUUUUAAACUUUAUUCUCGUACUCCGGGCUACUCUCGUCUUCAUGUCUUUGGUUGUCUGUGUUUUGUCUUACUUCCUCGUCGUGAGCGUACAAAACUAACUUCCAAAACGGCCAAAUGUGCAUUCAUGGGAUACAUUGAUGUUCAUAAAGGCUAUUUUUGCUAUGAUCCCAAUACUCAGCGUGUUCGUGUCUCAAGCACUGUCGUGUUCUUUGAGCAUCUUCGUUUCUUUGAGCCCGAGUCCUCCCCUACCUCUGUCUUCCCGUUGUAUGGAUCCUUGCCCAUGUUCUCCGAUGAUGAGUCCGCUGAUGACUUGGAUGCUUACAUACCCCCUGAUGUUUUCGGCUCCCUUGGUCCUUCCAAUUCUUCAACAGGUACUGAUACUUCUUCCACUUCGGCCAAUUCUAGUGGUGCCCAUUCUAGUGGUGCCAACUCUACACCCUCUACUGUUGCUGGCCCAAGCUCACCCAUUCAGUCCCCUCCUCUUCGCCGCUCCCUUCGUGCGAACAAGGGGGUUCCACCAGCACACUUUGACAAUUUUGUUGCACAUGGAGUGCAUGGAUUUAUAGUCCCUACUCGUUAUCGUGAUGCCCAAGGCGAUCCAGUAUGGGAGGCAGCCAUGGGAAAUGAAUUUGAUGCUCUCCAUGCGAAUGACACUUGGGAUGUGGUUGAUCGUCCAGCUCCUGAUACCCAACUAUAGGCCCACUACACUACACGUUACUGCAUAUACACAGGUUGCGGAUUACAUAUAUUCAACAAAAAGCAUAACAAAUGUUAAACCAGUUUUGUGGAUAUUAGAGUUAAAACGUGACAUACAUGUUCUAAUGGAAUUGGAAAAAAAAAUCAAUGAAUACAAAGUUAUGUU